This is a messenger RNA of Cyphellophora attinorum, 360 nucleotides long. RefSeq lists its product as uncharacterized. The transcript has a single exon. Lineage: Eukaryota; Fungi; Ascomycota; Eurotiomycetes; Chaetothyriales; Cyphellophoraceae. The record is from RefSeq and is a predicted model, not a curated record. The coding region runs from base 1 to 360 and encodes 119 amino acids.
AUGGCGUCGGCAUCGAAGUCUUCCAAUUUGUCGACCCACCGCCCAAGCCGCGGCACAGAGAGCUUUGACUAUGCUACUGUGGGCGUAUUCCACAUCUGCGUGACGGAUCCGGACCCAGAAGCAUUAGUGAAGAAGGCGGUGGAGGCGGGAGGGAAGCAGUUGGGUGGGUACAUGGACUAUAGCAGGUAUGGCCACGAGGGUCACAAGGGCGUGUACAUGCAGGAUCCGUGGGGCAAUGUGGUGGAAUGUAUGUCGUUGAGUCUGGACCGGGUGGCGACGGCAGGCAGGCACCUGAGUUGGUAUAUUGAGAAGUUGGAAGCGGAGAAGUGUGCCGCGAAGGGCAAGGAGGCCAAAGUGUAG